Molecule: messenger RNA, 546 nt
Organism: Lecanosticta acicola
Lineage: Eukaryota; Fungi; Ascomycota; Dothideomycetes; Mycosphaerellales; Mycosphaerellaceae
Source: the annotation of a GenBank genome assembly
AUGCAUACUCCAUACCAGCUCCUAGUGGUUGCCAUUGUCCUCAGCGGCCUCGCCUCUGCCCUGCCAGGCGCAAGCGGUGACAAGACCUGGGCUAGCUCGGCCACCACCACUCCCUCUAGCUAUAGCGGUGGCUCUUCCAGCACAGGCUGGGGCUCCUCUUCAAGCACCCCCAAGGGGUAUGGAUGGGGCUCCUCUACCACUUCCUGCAGCGACAGCACGACCUACAUCCCGUCCACCGCAUACAGCACCAUCACGGAGGUCGUCUCCAACACGGGCUACAUCUCCAAGACGGAAUCCUCCGCUUUCACCACCACCGUCGUGACGACCGUGCCCACCGUCAUCGUCAUCACCACAACCGGCGAGUACACGGAGACCGACACCAUCACGCAGACCGGCGAGUCCACAACCACCAUCGAAAGCACCGCCAUCAUCCCCUCCGUCGUCACAUCCUGGACCACCGAGGUAUCCCUAUCCCUUCCCCUCAACCCCCCUUUCCUUCCUUACCAUCCCACUCCCCCCCCCCUCUCUCUCUCUCCCUCCCACUAG